This is a messenger RNA of Cucurbita moschata (crookneck pumpkin), 2315 nucleotides long. Its product is annotated as ribulose bisphosphate carboxylase/oxygenase activase, chloroplastic. The coding region runs from base 278 to 2134 and encodes 618 amino acids. Gene Ontology annotation, cellular component: thylakoid; chloroplast stroma. The transcript is spliced from 12 exons. Lineage: Eukaryota; Viridiplantae; Streptophyta; Magnoliopsida; Cucurbitales; Cucurbitaceae. The record is from RefSeq and is a predicted model, not a curated record. Gene Ontology annotation, molecular function: ATP binding; ribulose-1,5-bisphosphate carboxylase/oxygenase activator activity; ATP hydrolysis activity.
CAUCCGCUUUUUACGUGGUGCAGAUGGAAGCUCAAAUCCCAACCUCAACGGUCGCUUUAGAUUAAGCAGAUUUGAGAAUCAUGUUUUGUUAGUAAUUUUACUGAACGGUCGCCUUUGUUUGCCACGUGUGUGGUUGUGAAUGCCUAAAGUCUCUCAAGAGUUCAUCAAUUUCAAAGAGCUCGAGAUGAUUCACUUGAUUGUUCAUCUAUUUUGAGAGGAGGGUACAAGGUUGCUGCUAGAAUUUCACUUCUUCACACCCUCCUAAGCCCUUAGUUCCAUGGCUGCCACGGUUUCAACCAUUGGAGCUGUUAAUAGAACAACGUUAAACAACAGUAACUAUGGAGGUUUAGUGCCGAACUCAGCGUUCUUGGGCAGCAGGUUGAAGGUCAGUUCCAAAUCCACCACCUCAAAAAUGGUGAUUGGAAACUUCAAGAUUGUUGCUGAGUAUAAUGAGGAGAAGCAAACCGAGAAGGACAAAUGGCGAGGCCUUGCUUUUGAUACUUCUGAUGACCAGCAAGACAUUACCAGAGGGAAGGGAUUGGCGGAUCCCCUUUUCCAAGCUCCCAUGGGGACAGGAACUCACAAUGCUGUCUUGAGUUCAUAUGAAUACGUUAGUGCUGGACUUCGACAAUACAACUUCGACAAUAAUAUGGAUGGAUUUUACAUAGCUCCAGCUUUCAUGGACAAACUUAUGGUUCACAUUGUCAAAAACUUCAUGAACCUGCCAAACAUUAAGGUUCCUCUCAUUCUGGGUAUUUGGGGAGGUAAAGGACAAGGAAAAUCUUUUCAGUGUGAACUUGUAUUUGCCAAGAUGGGAAUCAACCCUAUUAUGAUGAGUGCUGGGGAAUUAGAAAGUGGGAAUGCAGGAGAGCCAGCAAAAUUGAUCAGGCAAAGAUACAGAGAGGCGGCUGAUAUUAUCAAGAAAGGGAAGAUGAGUUGCCUAUUUAUCAACGAUCUUGAUGCUGGAGCUGGAAGGUUUGGUGGAGCCACACAGUACACAGUGAAUAACCAGAUGGUAAAUGCUACUCUUAUGAACAUUGCUGACAACCCAACCAAUGUGCAGCUACCAGGCUUAUACAACAAAGAAGAAAAUCCCAGAGUUCCCAUCAUAGUAACUGGUAAUGACUUCUCAACUUUAUAUGCACCCCUCAUUCGUGAUGGUCGCAUGGACAAAUUCUAUUGGGCUCCAACUCGUGAAGAUCGUAUCGGUAUUUGCACUGGAAUCUUUAGGACUGACGGUGUACCGACAGAGGACAUUGUCAAACUCGUCGACACCUUCCCGGGGCAGUCGAUCGACUUCUUUGGUGCUUUGAGAGCUCGAGUUUAUGACAAUGAAGUGAGAAAGUGGGCUGCCGGUGUUGGAGUUGAGAGCAUUGGAAAAAAUCUUGUAAACUCAAAGGAAGGCCCCCCAACUUUUAAUCAACCAAAGAUGACACUAGAAAAGCUACUAGGAUAUGGCAACAUGCUCAUCAUGGAACAGGAGAACGUGAAGAGGGUUAAAUUGGCUGACAAGUAUUUGAAAGAAGCUGCUCUUGGAGAUGCAAAUGAGGACGUUGUUCAGUUUGAAACUUCUCAGGGUAAGCAACUUUUACAUUCAAACUCGUUUCUCCAUAAUUUGUUUUUUGAUUGUUCUUUUUACAAUUUUGAAGAAGUUGUUCUUGAAGAUGCAACUGAAAAUGUUGUUCAGUCAGAGACUUCUAAUGAAGCUGCUCUUGUGAAUGCAAAUGAAGAUACUGUUGAGGUUCUUAAAGAUACAAAUGAGGAUGUUGCUCAGUCAGGAACUUCUUAUGAAGUUUCUCUUGGAGAUGCAAACGAGGAUGCUGUUCAGUCAAAAACUUCUUAUGACGUUGCUGUCGAAGAUGCAACUGAGGAGGAUGUUGUUCAGUCAGGAAACUCUGAAGUGGCUCUUAUAGAUGCAAAUGAGGAUGUUUUUCAGUCGGGAACUUCUAAUGAAGCUGCUCCUGUAAUUGCAAACGAGGAUGUUGUUCAGACUGGAACUUCUUAUGAAUCAAUGGGGGAAGAGGAACGCAACAAGUUAAUAUCACUGUUCCUGAAGGCUGUACAGAUUCAUCUGCUAAAGACUAUGUCCCAACACUCAGAUUCGGCAACAAAAGCUUCCAGCACUGACUCUUAGGAAUUUUCUACAUGUACUGGUAUAUAUAUACAAAUGCGUUUUAAUGAAGCAAAUACUUUUGAGUUGCUUUUUCUCUAGUUAUGUAAAUCGUUACUGUUAUAAAACUUCACUGAAACCGUUGUAUCAAUUGAAUGAUAGACAAAAUUGGCAGUCAUGAAGGUAAUUCCAAUCCAUUUCUUAA